Messenger RNA from Peronospora belbahrii, 501 nucleotides. The record is from the annotation of a GenBank genome assembly. Lineage: Eukaryota; Oomycota; Peronosporomycetes; Peronosporales; Peronosporaceae.
AUGCUCAUAACUAAAGCUCUUCGCUGCAGUUUCCUCGUGUCAAAGUCGUUUUCGUUUCGUCACUCGCUUGCCCCCUUUGCACUUCGAGCCAUGAGUUCGGAUGAACGCCUCAAGGCCGAUAUUGCUGCUGUCUCGUGUGCUGCUUCGUCUGCUGAUAAUAAAACCAUUUUCGAUAAAAUCAUCAACGGACAAAUCCCGGUAAAAAUCGCGUACGAGGACGAACAAUGUUUAGCUUUUCAUGACAUAAAUCCACAGGCGCCUGUACAUAUCCUGAUCAUUCCCAAGACACGCGAUGGUCUCACUCAACUUGCGCACGCGGAGGAGCGCCACAAAACAAUCCUUGGCCACCUACUGUACACCGCCAAGGUGGUUGCAAAGCAGCAGAUGCUGGAGAAGGGUUUUCGAAUCGUCAUUAACGAUGGAGAGGACGGCUGUCAAUCUGUAUUCCAUCUACAUUUGCACGUUCUUGGUGGACGCAAGCUUGGCUGGCCUCCUGGAUAA